Cryptosporidium ubiquitum is the source of this 1557-nucleotide messenger RNA. RefSeq lists its product as uncharacterized. The coding region runs from base 1 to 1557 and encodes 518 amino acids. The record is from RefSeq and is a predicted model, not a curated record. Lineage: Eukaryota; Apicomplexa; Conoidasida; Eucoccidiorida; Cryptosporidiidae. The transcript has a single exon.
AUGUCAAGAGAUCAGAUGCCAUACAGAGAGUACUACGAUAUGCCACGUUCAGUUCCAUAUGGAGUUCCUGAAGGGUAUAGAGAAGACUACUAUCAUAUGAAGAUGCGUAGGGAUUUUGAAGGUGGGUAUCCACCAGGGUAUUAUUAUAAUAUGGAUGGUAGACACUAUCAGGAAGAGCAUUACCCAUAUCAAGGUCAGAGAUUUGAGCACCACGGUGGGGCCAUGGAAGGUCCAAAAGAGUCCAAGUUUUCAAAUGGAAGUGAUAAAUGGGACAGAUCAAAUGGAGAAAGAAGAAAUAUAGGGAGUGAUUUAAUUCAAAACUUACAUAUAGAAAGGCACAAGAGGGAUUCCGGUAGUGUUUCAAGGGAAAAUGAUGGAAGAAAGCAGAUUAGACUAGAGGAAGGAUCAGGAAAUGCUCCUCAACAGGGCAUUUCAAGUUCUCAAGUAGGUAAAUUAAGUGUUCAAGAGGUUGAAUCAGGGGUUAGAAUAAACAAAGAGUUUAAGGAUGGAGGAGGCUUGUCUGUUUUCCAUACUACAGGGAAGGACUCAAUUUGGACUAAAAUUGAUAUCUUGAACAAAAAAAAGCUAUGUUAUGAUUGCCAAAAAGAGAAGUGGAGGGACAAAAUCACUCCCUUGUGUAAAGAAUGUUAUAGGAAACUCUCAGAUUCCUCAGGAAGCAAAAACUCAAAGAAAGAGUGUACUUAUUGUAAAAUUGAGUUCCUCCAGCAUAGGAUUUUGAAGAAAGCAUUUAAAGUAUUUAACAAAGAGAUUUGUAUGGAUUGCUGUAAGAAUCUUUGUAAAUACAACACAAUUCCAGUACGUUGUCAUUUCUGUGAUUGCUGGUCUGCUUGGACUUCCCAUUUACUAUGUGAUAGAUGUUCUUCCUCCAGAGAACAGUUUGGUGAGCCUCUUCCGUGUGAUAUGUGUAGGAAGACUUGUGCCUUCGAUAGAGGAGAGGAAGCUAGAAAAAAGUUGGAUGGAAGGCUAUUUUGUUUUCUAUGCACAUUUAAAUAUAAGAAACUUAAACACGAGGAAGUGAAGAAGAUCAAUUCUGAAUACAAGAGAGCCGAAAAGGCUCUUACUAAGGUUGAUUUACCGGAAAUAUCAUCCACAAAUGGGCAGAAUGAUGACAAGAAAUCUGCUCAGAAUUUGGUCUCCACAUCAGACUCUAACUGCAAAGAGGCUGUGGACUGGAAGAUUGUUGCUCAGGAAAAAACACUCUUAUAUGAGAAAGCAAAACAACAUCUUGCUGAGCUACAAGCAAAAGAACUCAGCAACAAAAUUGAGACUGGGUCAUUAAUUACUCAACUCAAAGAAGCUAAUUCAAACCUUGAAAAACAAAACAAGCUUUUUGAAGAUAAGAUACUUCAGCUUAAUGCUGAGCUUAAUGAUUGGCAACUCAAGCUCAACAAUAUUUGCGAUGAAAAAAACAAACAAAUUAAGCUGCUUAAAGAUGAAAAGAGACAAGCAAUACAGGAAAUGGAAGGAUUACUUGAAAAGCUCAAGUCUGAAAACAGAGAGCUAAAAGAAAAGGCCAACUCUUUCACUAAUUUGUAG